UUCAUCACCAAAAUGACAGAUUUAGAGGAACUAGAGAGAUCCCAAAAUUAUGUUCAACCAGAAAUAAGUAACACUAGUUCGCCAACUAAGGACUCAGAGGUCCCCCAGAUUAUAAGCUUACAUCCACAGAUGGUAAACAUGAGCUGUAAUUUUGAUGACUUUGAUAUCGACAGUCUGGCAGGUCACGAAAUGGACUCUCAAGAAGAUAUUGAGCCAGAAAAUGGUCAACCUGAAGAUAUUGAAAUGUACAAACCCAGUGACCAACAAGAAGAUGAUGAUUUCAGUGACGACUCUAGCCUUGACCUUUAUCAUCAUAACGAAGAAUUUGGCAAAGAGACAACGAUACUCAUCCCUGCUGAGCAAGUGAGGCUUUAUAACCAAGAACUAGCUGCAAAAGCACCACAAAGUUAUUCUCCCCAAAAUUCUGCUGUCUCUUGUACUAAUAAACUAGAGGAGACUUUGCAGGAGCCAAAGACUAAAACUCGUAAGAAGCCAGGAAGAAAGAAGGAGUACACCGGCCUCACUAAAAGAAAAGACGUCAUCAUUAAGAGAAUACUUCGAAAGGUCAAAGGGUUCUAUUGGAAAGGUUUUAACAAAUUUACCAAGUACAAUAGUAGGAAGAGAUCCUUCGAUGCUGAAGACUUUUUCUACAGCUGUGUCAGAGUCUACCUUACUCAUGAGCUUAAGUUUCCCUCCCCCAGUGUACCGAUGAUGAAGACCCUUGGUGAUAUGAUGUUAAUUAAAGCAGUAGGAGGUAAAGAAGACAAUGAAUUUUAUGAUACCUUGUACAGAUACAGUUAUCUCAAGUUCACUAGAUUAGUCAGGAACAAAUACUUCAGAUUCUUCGUCAAACUAUAUGCAAACAAAGUCGAUGCUCUCCAAAUGGACUCUGAUGACAGAAUCGGAUUAGAAAUGAUCCUCAACGAUUGCUAACUUAAUUAUUUGGUUUAAAACAUUAGAAAAUUCA
Molecule: messenger RNA, 967 nt
Organism: Moneuplotes crassus
Lineage: Eukaryota; Ciliophora; Spirotrichea; Euplotida; Euplotidae
Source: the annotation of a GenBank genome assembly